Molecule: messenger RNA, 1206 nt
Organism: Adineta steineri
Lineage: Eukaryota; Metazoa; Rotifera; Eurotatoria; Adinetida; Adinetidae
Source: the annotation of a GenBank genome assembly
AUGACUUCAAAUAAGAAUGAAGAUCACACUGAAGUUGUUAUCUUAUCAGCUAUACGAACACCUAUUGGUUCAUUACAAGGAUGUUUAUCAGCAUUACAAGCUCAUCAACUUGGAGCGGCUGCAAUUAAAGGUGCAUUAGCUAAACUAGCUGGUGUCAUUUCACCAGAUGAAAUCAAUGAAGUCAUUAUGGGUCAAGUAUUAACGGCUAAUGAAGGUCAAAAUCCUGCACGACAAGCAGCUCGUAGUGGUGGUUUACCGUAUCAUAUACCGGCAACGACAGUUAAUAUGGUUUGUGGUUCCGGUUUGAAAGCUGUUAUUCUUGCUGCUCAAGCUAUUCGAUCAGGUGAUGCAAGUAUCUUAAUCGCUGGUGGACAGGAAAGUAUGAGUCAAGCACCACAUUGUGUUCCAAUAAGACAUGGCAAGAAAAUGGGUGAUGUUUCAUUAGUUGAUUCAAUGAUACAUGAUGGUCUCACAGAUGCAUUUAAUCAUAUUCAUAUGGGUAUUACAGCGGAAAAUAUCGCUGAAGCAUGUGGUAUAACACGACAAGAACAAGAUAAUUUUGCUCUACAAUCACAAAUUAAAUGUGAAGAAGCAGUUUUACUCGGACAUUUUGAUACAGAAAUAGAACCUAUUAUUAUUUCAGAUGGAAAACAUAACAUCGAAAUUAGACAUGAUGAAUAUCCACGAAAAGGAACAUCAAUAGAUAGUUUAUCAAAAUUAAAUACUGUAUUCAAAGAAGCUGGAACAGUCACAGCAGGCAAUGCUUCAGGUCUUAAUGAUGGAGCUGCUGCUUUAGUUCUUUGUUCACACCGCACUGCGAAAUUAAAACAACAACCACCAUUAGCAAAAAUUAUUUCAUGGGCUCAAUCAGGCAUUGAUCCACUUGUUAUGGGUUUAGCACCAAUCAAAACUAUUCAAGAAGCUUUACGUAAAGCACAUUGGUCAAUUGAUUCAGUUGAUUUAUUUGAAUUAAAUGAAGCAUUUGCGGCUCAAUCUGUAGCAGUCAUUCGAGAACUUCGUAUUGAUCCAGAAAAAGUUAAUGUAAAUGGUGGUGCAAUAGCUCUUGGUCAUCCAUUGGGUGCUUCAGGUGCCCGAAUACUUGUAACAUUAGUUCAUACACUUAAACGUACAGGUUUGACACGAGGUUGUGCUGCUUUAUGUAUAGGUGGUGGAAUGGGUAUUGCAAUCUGUAUUGAAUCUUGUUAG